AUGGGGCAGAUGGUACAAGGCUUUGAUGCUGGUCUUUGCGAUCGGGAGCAGGGUCUAGAUCGGAAUGUGGAGAGUGGGUGUGAGGAGAGGGAGAUAGAGAGUGUGGAGCAGGUGGAGCGGGCGGUGAGGGGGCGGUUUGGGGGGUUCCUGCGGACAGUGAGUGCGGAGCAUGUGGCCAAGCAUGUCAAGGGCAAGCUGCCCGAGGAAGCCACGGGGAAGCUUCUGCGCUGGUGGACCGAGCACGUCAGCUGGCCGUAUCCCACCGAGCAGGAGAAGCUGCAGCUGAUGGGGCAGACGGGGCUGGACUCAAGGCAGGUGAACAACUGGUUCAUCAACCAGCGCAAGAGGCACUGGAACCAGCACAGCAAGAGGCAGCGCAAGGGGGUGUAG
Molecule: messenger RNA, 390 nt
Organism: Closterium sp. NIES-65
Lineage: Eukaryota; Viridiplantae; Streptophyta; Zygnematophyceae; Desmidiales; Closteriaceae
Source: the annotation of a GenBank genome assembly